UGCAAACAUACAGAGACAGCAAUUUCUUUCAGUUAGCAGUCGAUCAAGUGGCCCAACGUGAAAGUACUGAUAUGAAGCUCACGUUGCUUGUCCGGGAGACAGGGGGAAAGAGGCAACAGUUAUCUGUGAAGUGGACAAGAUGUCUCAUCUGAACACAGACUUGGUCAAGUCGUUUGGCAACUGCAUCCCUGCAACACCAAAGCCAACAGUCCCCGCCGCAACAGGAGCCAACAAAAUGACCAAUGGAGCAGUCACACCACCAAACACCAAUUCAACAUCCACUGACCUGACCAAUACCACUGCUACUGACCCUAUUAACUCAACUAUCAUCGCAAUGAACUCCACCUUUGGGUCAAACGGAACAGGUGGUGUAAAAAGACAAAGGCGGCCACUCACUCAGGUAGACAUGAGAAGAACAAGUUUAGUGGGGAGGAGCGUGAUGACAGCGAAAUGGAAGACGAGGAUGAAACAAGCAGUGAGGAGGAUGAUGAAUCCAAAGGCCUUUACGGACUCUUCCAGCUGCCUGACAGGAAGUUCUGUGAUUCGGGAUUAUGCCCAUCCAAAAAUAUGUGCCAUGCCUCCUGUAAAGCCUUUACUGACGAUGACAUAACUAAUGAUAUUGCUUGUGUUAUCCAGACUGGUUACUGGAGGGAUAUCAUGGACAGAGCCUCAGAUUCAGGUCGUCACACAGGGAAUUUCUUCAAAGGAUGCGACUAAACGGCUGUGAGAUCACGGUUUCUACUUGCAGGAUCACGUCAGUUUCUUCACCAGAUCCAUCUCCACUGAGCUGUGAUUGAGGAACAGCAUGCUCCAUUUUCUACAGUGCAGCAGUGUUUUGUUUGUUUGGUGCACUGAUCUUUCAAUAACAGCUUGUAUCUGCAUGUUUUAAUGGUAAUGUCAAGUGAUGUAAUCAGCCCUCAGAAUCCUAUGAAAAAAAUGUUUGUUUUUUCAAAAGCGUAAAACUCAGCACUUUACAUCUGGUAUUUGUCUUUCAAUAAAUAUUGCUUUGC
This is a messenger RNA of Haplochromis burtoni (Burton's mouthbrooder), 1010 nucleotides long. Its product is annotated as alpha-lactalbumin. The record is from RefSeq and is a predicted model, not a curated record. The transcript is spliced from 5 exons. Bases 451 to 717 code for a protein of 88 amino acids. NCBI's taxonomy places the organism in Eukaryota, Metazoa, Chordata, Actinopteri, Cichliformes, Cichlidae.